This is a messenger RNA of Rotaria sordida, 906 nucleotides long. Lineage: Eukaryota; Metazoa; Rotifera; Eurotatoria; Philodinida; Philodinidae. The record is from the annotation of a GenBank genome assembly.
AUGAGUAUUUUGUGGAUGCAUCGACAGCAAUAUAAUCCUUUAAUUUUUCGACACUUAGCUUCAUAUCUAAUUCAAUCAAUAACAAUGGCUAAUCUGCAUAUGAAAGAUCGUUUGUCACCCUACCCUGGCACUACAGAUGUUUAUAGAACAAUUGUACCCGAUGAAAAAGUUCCUUGGAGUGUCAAUUGGCCUGAUUAUAAACCAGUUGAAUAUACAGCACAAAAAGUUUUAAAAAAUCCACCAUGGGCUGAUGAUGUUAAUACAAAAAAGAUUAAACAUUAUAAUGAACUUGAUGGACAAAUUGAUCGAAGAAGUUUUAUGGGUGUGUAUAAAAUUGAUGAAGAUACAAAUCGACCGAAAAAUCCUCAAGGUCGUAUGGGAAUAUCAGGUCGUGGUUUACUUGGUCGAUGGGGACCAAAUCAUGCUGGUGAUUCGCUUGUAACACGUUGGUCAAAACAUCAACGUGAUAGUACACAAAAAGUUUUAGAAAUUAUACUCAUUAAUCGAAAAGAUAAUGGUCGUUUAGCUUUACCUGGUGGUAUGAUUGAUCCAGGUGAACAUGCAUUAGCAGCAGUCAAACGAGAAUUUAUUGAAGAAGCUUUGAAUUCAAAUCCUGAUGUUAUCAAACAGGUUGAUAAAUUAUUUAAAAAAGCUAAUUCAGUAUACAAAGGUUAUGUUGAUGAUCCUAGAAAUACAGAUAAUGCUUGGACAGAAACUGAAGCAAUAAAUGUGCAUGAUGAAACAGGUGAAUUAACAAAAGAUUUGGAAUUAGAAGCAGGCGAUGAUGCAACAAACGUAAAAUGGGUUCGACUUGAUCGUCAUUAUAAUGUACAUGCAUCACAUGAAUCUAUUAUUCAAAUGGUUAUUAAACAACAUGGAGGAUAUGAAUAUUGGCGUGAUAAUUAA